CAGUGCGUGCACAAGCUUGAGUUUUAUUAUCCGUGGUACAGUUGCCUUUUGGCGGACAAAAAGAUUAAUAUGGCAUUCACACUAGUCGUUACACUUUGCCUUGUGGCUUCACUCAGUGCUGCCAAAUUUGACAUCAAGUUCGCUCAAAAAAUGUUUCCUCUGGCUGCCGGCGCCUACUCGGAUGACCCACUACAGUGCAUAAAAAAUCACUUCGAAGGCUAUGAUGGAACCAGAGGACAAUUGUUCUUUUACGAAAAUCGUGCUCCAUGCGAUGGUUUUGAGAAUGACUGCUAUGGAUACCUAGCCACACUAACGCGCCAGAUGGCAAUAGUUAUUAGUUUCAGAGGCACCAAUACUGGAAGUCAACUCAGGACAGAAUUAAUCACCAGCGGUCAUAUGGUCCCCAUGGGGUCAGGUAAAGUGUCUUGGUACUUCUACAAUGCUUUCUCAAAAGUGUGGGGGGAUGACGCAAAAGGCGUAAAAGGCCUAGAACGUGCCUUCAAGGACCAGAUCAAAAAACACCCCGACUACGAAAUAUGGGUGACCGGCCAUUCGCUCGGAGGUGCCAUGGCGUCUCUGGCAGCGUAUCACAUCGCCAUAACAUACAAAAUCCCUAAGCGGAUAAAGCUGGUAACAUUCGGAGAGCCAAGAACAGGCGAUGCUGAAUAUGCUAUAGACUUCAAUAAAAAGAUCGACUACGCAUUCCGGGUCGUCAACGGAAGAGAUCCAGUGCCGCAUGUACCACCUUUUAAACCCUACAGUCACCAUAAGUAUGAAGUAUGGUUCAAGGAUGGCAUGGAUCCUCUUACGAAACCCAUAGUGUGCAUUGGUGAAGAGGAACAUAGAAAGAAGACAGAAAACGUGGACAAUCCAGGAAAGUACACCCUUAUUGGUAUGAGUAGAGCAUUCUGUCGUCGUUGA
Messenger RNA from Cylicocyclus nassatus, 921 nucleotides. The record is from the annotation of a GenBank genome assembly. NCBI's taxonomy places the organism in Eukaryota, Metazoa, Nematoda, Chromadorea, Rhabditida, Strongylidae.